AUGGCGGCUUCUUCUUCUUCUGGUAUGGGAUCGAGGUCAACACGGCCUCAAGUGUUCAUCAAUUUUCGGGGAGAAGAGCUGCGCAGAGGCUUCAUCGGCUUCCUUGAGCCUGCCUUGAAAAACGAAAAUAUAAACGUUUUCAUAGACGAGCUGGAGCUGAGAGGCAGGGAUCUACAGAACCUGUUCGUGAGGAUCGAAGAAUCCAAAAUCGCUCUGGUGAUCUUCUCCAGGGAUUACACCAGUUCAGAAUGGUGUUUGGACGAGUUGGCGAAGAUCAAAGAAUGUGCGGAUCAAGGCAAUCUUGAUGUGAUUCCCAUAUUCUACAAGGUGGAACCUUCUGUUGUGAAACAUCUUCAAGCUAUUUUAUCAUGUGUAACGUAUAACAGCGAUAGGUCGGAGAACCAAUUCAUUCGGUCAAUUAUAGAGGAGGUUCAGAGAGUGUUGGCGAAUAUCCCCAUUAGAGGAGAAGAAAAGCGUCAAGGAGUUUUCAUUGUCCCUGCAAGGAAACUCGACAUCACUCAUGCCGAGGAUCCUGUAAAAUGGACGUGGAGUUCUAUUUACGACUCAUUUACAGAAACAAACAUUGAAGUUGCGACAUUGAUUAAAGUUUACUGGCUACAAAUAACCGGAAAUUUCCACACGCGAAAUCUAACACCGGGGACAAAGUACGAGGUAGUUUUCUUGAUGAGCUUGGAGGAAUCAGCAUUUGGAUGGGAGGAGCCAGUGACCUUGAAACUAAAGUUGACCGCGCGAGAUGGAACUGAGAGUCUCCAGGAGCGGAUUUUGCGGUUGGACGACUAUAUAGGCGAAAAUUGGGUGGAUAUUCAAGUCGGAGAAUUUGAGGUCCCGCCAAAGAAUGAUGCCGCAAAGAUGUUUUUCUCUUUGCAUCAGUACGUGACUGAUGACCGGAAGAAUGGGCUCAUCGUCAAAGGUGCUGCAAUUCGUCCCAUGGACCAAGUUAAUACAUAA
Messenger RNA from Microthlaspi erraticum, 969 nucleotides. The record is from the annotation of a GenBank genome assembly. Lineage: Eukaryota; Viridiplantae; Streptophyta; Magnoliopsida; Brassicales; Brassicaceae.